CACUAGUCUGUGGCAACCGACAGCGCGCGAACGCGGCGGUAAAAUUGGCACGCUUUUCUAAGUGACAUUUAAAAUAUUCGAAAAUGGAAGGCUGUGGAAUGAAUUGCAUAAAAUACCUCUUGGUUGUAUUCAAUGCCAUUUUUAUGAUAUUGGGCAUCAUAAUAAUAGCAGCAGCAUGCGUGGAUAUGGGCAUGAUAAAGGGUUUCGCUGGAAUGGAAACCACCACUGGCCAUGAGACCGAUGCUGUGCUGAUUGCAGUGGGGGUCCUCAUCAUCAUUGUGGCAGCAUUUGGUUGCUUUGGUUCCUGGAAGGAGAGUCCUAAGCUAUUGUAUAUUUUUGUUGGAUGUUUGAUCCUCAUAAUUUUAUUGGAGCUGUCUGUGGGCAUAGCGGCCGCUGCGUUGAGACCACAGAUCGAAGGCACCAUGAAAUCCCAGCUUCGUGCGUCCUUUAUUAAGAACAAGUCAGUUCGCGACGAAGAUUCAACCUACAGGGAGUUUUGGGAUAAAAUUCAAACUAGCUUGGAAUGUUGCGGUGUGUCCGGUCCAGAUAACUACGCAGCUUCUGAGCCUAGACUGAACCCUUCAUACAGCUGCUGUCCUCCAGACGAUUCUGAUAGAGCCGUGGAAAUCAAACGUUCCGACUGCAUCUCGCUAAACAAGUACUACCAGGAUGGCUGCGAGAGUAAAGUUUUCAAUACCGUUCACAGCGCCGGCCUGACCGUUAUUGUCUGCGGUAUUCUCUUCUGCUUCCUCGAGGUAAUUGGAAUAGUGUUAGCCUUAUGGUUGGCGCACUCAAUUAAAACAGAAAAGGGACAAGAGGCAGCUUAAACGAGUACAUUUUAGAUUUUUCGGCAUAUUUGAUAUAAUCCUAGUCUAUAUGUUGUAAUGUUUUAAGAUUUUAAAUUAUUCUAUAUAAUAUUUAUCUUCGUACCACGGAACAAAUUCAUAGAAGAAUAAGUUUGAAAUACGAAAGUAAGUUUCGACAAAGUUACCCGUAGUUUGUCUCUUUAUAAUUUAAGGAAUCGUUAUUCUAAAAUCAAUUAAAUUAAGUAAUGUUUUGCGAUUUAUAAUGAUAAACUCUUAUGAAGUAGAAUUACCAUAUUUGAUGAUGCACAAUAUAUUGCCUAAAUUAUAAAUAUUAUCAAUUACUAAGCUUAGUUCAAAAUCCUUAAUAUUAUAUUAUCGUUUUAAGAAAAUUUUCUUGCUGAAUUGACAGCAGUGUAGGUACAUAAAAAUUGUGAAAUGUUAAUGAUUUAACUUCUAUGAUGUUAUUGAUUGAAUGUAGGAAAUUGGAGCUUUUAGGCUAUUUUUAUUAAUUCCUUAACGCGUUUAGUCUUGUACAUAUUAUAAUGUAGAUAUUUGAAUUUUUGUUCUAGUAAGCAAUAUUUUAAAAGUGCUUUAUUGUAUCACUUCGGCAUUCUUCAGGUCUCCAAAUAUGUACGAAUAUUUAACCAAUGCUCAGCCUUCACGCGCUACGUCACCAAACUACAGCCUACCCUCAUUGGCUGGAAGAAGGAAUUAAUACUUUUGCCGACAGAGCUUGUUUUAAUUAUUGGCUUUUUAUAUAUAACGUUAUAUUUAAAAAAUAUUAAUAGAAAAAACAUAUAAAAGUAAUUGUCUUCAAUCAAUCAUACUAACAUAAUAUAAGUUUGGUAUGACUAUUUGGAAAUUUCACAGUUUUUAAAGUCCCCAAUCUCCUUUAACUAGAUACUUUAUACUUUAAUAGAUAUGCUGGUGAGGAAACAAUAUAUUAUAUUUGUUGUUUUUAUUUAAAUAUUUAUUUAAGUUUAAAAAAAAUCAAAUACAAUAUCAAUAUGUAUACAUAAUAUUAUAUGAAUGUUUUUUUGUUCAUUUAUAAACGGUGGAGCUAUUCACAAAUAGUUAAACAGUAUGAUUGAUUAACCCUGACGGGACGUGACAUUUGGCGAUCCUAUAUAACGAAAAAUUAACAUUAACUGUUUAGUAAACUUAACCGAUACUUAAAUAAUAAAUAACACGAUGUAUGCAUCGUGCGGAAACACGGAUUACACACGGACCUGUCGGCGCUUGCGAAAUAUUAUAAAAAGAGUCGCUGAGUGCAAUGAACCCAAGUCGAUUAUUUAUUAUUUGAUUAUUUAAAGGGAAAUAAUUGAAUUCAGUAUAGCUAGUGUCUCACUAAUCAUAGGUUAUGUUAUUAUAAUAUUAUAUUUAUUAUUAUUACUAUGCAAAGUAGUAUGAGGAUUGUUUAGGUAUUAAAAUAUUUUAUUAAAAAAAAUAUUCCAUAUACUGUUAUAUAUUUAAUAUUAACUUCGCACUGAAUUUCAACUGGUGCUUUUUAUUUUAUCAACUUAUUAAUGUACUGUCUAUACUUUAUUUAGGCUAUUUGUAUUUUUAAUGAUUACAUGGCAGUGAUGACAUACGGAACGCAGGCGUGGUCGCCAGGUAUGGCCCUUAUGAGAAAGUGCAUGGUCGCUCAGAGGGCAACAGAACUAUGCUCGUUGUUUCCCUGCGAGAUCGAAUCAGAAAUUAGGAGAUCCGUAGGAGAACCAAAGUCGCCGAUAUAGCCCAGAUGGUUGCGAAACUGAAGUGGCAGUGGGCAGUGCCCCAAAGCUCGAAGGACAGAUGGCCGUUGGGGCUGUAAAGUCCUCGAAUAGCCAUCAUGUACCGGAGAAGACGUAGUGCUGGUAGGCCCCACACUGGUCAAGAUCGCUGGAAUUCGUUGGAUGAGGCAGCGUAGGACCGAUCGUCAUUGCGAUCUUUUGAGGCGGCAUUUGUCCAGCAGUGGACGUCUUCCGGCUGAAAUGAUAGUGUAAUGUGAUUAUAACUUAAAUGUAUACAGAUUCUUCAAUUUUAUUUGUUUAUAUAUAAGUAAUAUUGGUUACACUUAUUGAAAUAUUAUAUCCUAACCUAAGUACGUAACAUUAAAAUGCCUCUUAAGCUAACUCGUAUUCAUUAUAUUUUCUAGUCAAACAUUAACCAAAUACUUAUAUAUUAAUCGAUGUUAUUUUUAAGGCUAUGUUUCAUUGUCACAUUUUUAAUAUAGUACGUACAAUUCGUGUUAAAAGAAUUUAUACAAAUUCAUAAUUGUAAGGAUUUUGUCUUUAUUCUCACCUAAGACUUCACCACAACAGUAACUAAUAUGAUAAAUAAAUAUAUAAUAAAUGAAUAUAAUAGUGACUCAACUCCGCCACUAGACCGAGCAACCACAGGGUGUAGUCAAAGAGGACGACGUCCCCCUCCUGCCCGCGACGUCUGCGGUAGCACCGAUUCGUUCAAUUACAAAUCGGUACUUGUAUUUAGCCGUGUCACUUACAUUGAAUAAGUUGCAUUAUCCGUGUUACAACCCACACUUUGUGUGUCUUAUAUAUAUUUUGUUAAAUUAAUUAUCAAAUUAGUACUUUUUUUACUUUAAAUUGGCUUAACACAAUAUACGUCGAGCCAACGUUCUACGUAUUUAUCGGCCGAACAAAGGAGUUGAAUCACUAUUCGAAUUUAAAGCACAAUAUAAUAUGACAGUGAGAUCAGAAUAAAAUGUCUUACCAAGUGUGGAUUUUUUAAAUUAAGAAUUACUGUAGAAUUUUAGCACAUAGUACCUAUGAUCAUUCAUCAAUGAUAUUUUUUGUAAAGUUGAUAAACAAAUAUUCGGAUUUUUAACAUACGGAGUCGAUUUUAAUCCAUUAUCUUUCGAAGCUAGCGCAGAAACGCAAGGAAAUUUGGUAGUAUGAAUGAAUAUCGCGUGCAUAAAAAUCGAAUUGUAAAAUGAAAUUAAUUAUCGUUGUUACCCAGUUGUCGGUAAUGAAACUGUUCUAUCAGUUAUAAAGUUACCAAGUAAAUUCGAUAAUAAUUUGCAGUAAAAAAAAUACGCCUAAAUGAACAAUUCGUAUUACAAGUAAAAAUAAUAUUGUUUAAUUUAUUUAAAUAAAAUAAUUUUUAAAGUAUUAUAACUGGUGGAAUUAUAGCUGUAUUAUAUAAUAUGUUUAUGGGUAAUCGUUACAUAUUUAUUAUAAUUUAUUUAACCUUUCGUGAGCUUUACAACAUCAAGAUUUCAGAAAUACCUACCUACUUUAAAAGUAUUUUAUAUAAGAAAAUGUGUAAAUUCGCGUUAAUCAAAGAAAUUUUAAUAUUACUUAAGUUUUUAUGUUAAAACUUAACCUAUACAGCAACAAUAUUAAUUAACUCUUUCUUCUAUUAAUUUGUCUCUAAUAGAUUUUUAAGGUACACGGCUUAGGUACUGUGUUGAAUAUGUUUAUGGUUUGUACCUGAUUUUUGUUAUGUUAUGUUUAGUUUAUUUUAUAAAUAUAUAAAAAGCUGUCGAUAAGUUUUAUACAAACUAUUUAUUUAUUUAUACAUUAUGAAGUCCGGAAACGUUUUUAUAAUUCCUACAGUUAUAUUUUUAUUUAGUGUUGCAAGGAAUCAUAGACGAUGGUGAUAAAUUAGCACGAGAUAAUAAAAAGCAAUGGCUGCUUCACAUAUCUAAUAUACCCCUCGCCAAACUUGUAGUUUGCUCCUACGCUACAGCACCUACAAAAACCCAUGGUUUAAUAAUAUACUCCGCCUGCGAGCCUACCAUUAACUGUUAUUGCGAUUCAAUUGACGACCUAAAAUCACCUGCAUCGGAAUUGAAUCGCUAAUUAAAAGUUGAUGGUAGGCCAUCUGGUAUUCUCUUCCCGUGACAGCUAGAGCUGUGUCACGUGAUUGGCCUAAGAAUUCGUCAUCAGUUACGAUGACUGUUCUCAAACUAUUUUCGAGUGAAACAACGCUAUAGAUGUUAGCGACACGACAAUAGCGAUGAAAUGGCGAACUGUCUGUAUGACAUAUUAUAUUAUAUCGGUAUAUUAUUAUACCAUGCAAAAACCUGUAUUUCUUGCUACGCAGUGACAAGAAAUACAGUUAUUUUUCCAGAUGAGUCGAUAUUAAAUAUUUCAGACUCGGGUGUCUUGUUUCGUGGACAUCGACAAAAAACUUUUUCAAUGCUGAUAGUUCGAAAGCUUUUCCAGCGAAGCCGAGCCGGGCCGUGGAGAUCAAAUUUGUAGCUCACAGGCGCGGGGCGUCUUGGAAGGAGACUAGAACUUCGGACCGACUACUUUCAAGGCGAGCAAUUAGUUGCCCAAUACGAUGCAACUUCAGGGCGUACUAGUAGUUUGGCGAGGCGUAUACCUGUGUACCUUUUUAAUGUAGAGAAUGUAGGUAAAUAAAAACAUUUUUUUCACUGUGUAGAAUUUUAUUAAGUAGUGUUAUUAAAGUAUAAAAUUUUAUUAAAUUAUCGGUGUUUUAAA
Leptidea sinapis is the source of this 5254-nucleotide messenger RNA. Its product is annotated as 23 kDa integral membrane protein-like. The record is from RefSeq and is a predicted model, not a curated record. The coding region runs from base 84 to 827 and encodes 247 amino acids. The transcript is spliced from 5 exons. Gene Ontology annotation, cellular component: membrane. NCBI's taxonomy places the organism in Eukaryota, Metazoa, Arthropoda, Insecta, Lepidoptera, Pieridae.